Anopheles funestus (African malaria mosquito) is the source of this 10154-nucleotide messenger RNA. RefSeq lists its product as uncharacterized. Bases 7801 to 9774 code for a protein of 657 amino acids. Lineage: Eukaryota; Metazoa; Arthropoda; Insecta; Diptera; Culicidae. The record is from RefSeq and is a predicted model, not a curated record. The transcript has 2 exons. Gene Ontology annotation, biological process: regulation of transcription by RNA polymerase II. Gene Ontology annotation, molecular function: DNA-binding transcription factor activity, RNA polymerase II-specific; RNA polymerase II cis-regulatory region sequence-specific DNA binding; protein binding.
GAAACAUAAUGCGUGUAUAGCUAAGUGAGUAAAUAUCCAACUAAGAAUAAUAUUUUUUUUAUGUUUAAUGAUUACGGCUUUAACCGUAUGUACAAUACGGCACAACUAAGAAAAAUAUUUGUUAGAAUUAUUUCGUUACGCUUUGGUAAAAGUUUUAAUACAAAUUGAAAAUUAGUAAAUAUUAAAUAUGUGAAUUGUGAAAUUGCGCAAAUUUGUCAUUAGACCGCAAAUCAAAUAACAGCGCAAGGAGCAAUGCUAAUGUACAAAUUGGAAAAGUGCAACGAUUAUCUCCAUAUUAACUUUAUCACAAUAUACCGCAAAAUCUUUAUUUACCGACGAAUUCAACAUACAGAUUACCUAAGCACAUUUCACUGAGCAAAGUGUACGAAGGUUUGAGGUUUCAACUUCUGCUCCAAAUUUAACCGAAAUUAUGUCUUAUUCGAUGCAAGGAACUCGCACGGCUCUUAACGGUUACUUUUCCAAUAUACGCCCUCGCUGAAUCGACACAUGCUAAACAAGCAAGACAAGCAAGAAUCCGCUUGCCAAAUUGCGCACCUAAUUCUAACUUCAGCUCUCGUCAAUUUUCCCAUUUGGUGAUACCCAUCCAACUAAUGGUACACAUCACCUAACAUCCAUCUUUCUCUCCUCACACGCAUAUAACAUCUACAUCUUCAUUACUAGAUGACUUUUGGGAUGGAAAAGGCAAAUUGUUUAGGUUGAUGAUACUGUUUUUCCCGAUGGUACCCACUUGAGCAUAUUAUUUUAUGUUUCGUGAGAAAUGUACCGAUGUUAAUUUCAUCUCGCGAACACCUAAUCAACCGCUUUCGUUCGAAACAUUACGAGUGAAGUAGGGUGACAGGUAGAAAAUAUGAAGUCGCACGGCAUCUUUCCUACUCACCACCACCAAGGGUACACGAGCGCCGUCUUCGUAACCUAACCAAACGCCUCGAGGCCGUCCUCCACUAAUCAAACUGAGCUGAUAAAGGCGCUGACAGAAGGGAAAUCGUUCAAAUACUCUAAAGAACUAACUCUGGUGGUUGCACUGAUUGCUUACUCGCUUUUUCGCUCUUUUAACCACUCACUCAUUCAUUUAAUUAAUUCAAUUUAAUUAGUGCGCGCGAAUGACUCCCCCAUCGGGGAAAUGUAAUGGAGUUUCAAAGUUUGUACUUCUUUUCUUUUCCCUGUACUCGUGUACUUUUGCCGUUUGCGAAACUUGUUCUACCGUUUGUAGAGAGAGAAAGAGAGGUGGCCGAAAUAUUUGCGGAUUCAUAUUCUGCCGAAACAUUUCUGCUAACAAUACAUUUAUAAAUGGUUGUUAUGGUAUGUAUAACAAAUGCUUCUACGCGACGCGUAGAACAGGAUUUCACCCAAUAAUUUAUUGUUAUAACAUUAUUGAUAACAAAUAUUCAACUAUUCGGUUGAUACUCUUGCAACAUUCGCAGACAAAUUUAUGUACAUUUGUGUAAUAUGAUUGGUGUUUGAAUGUUAAAUCGUUUUUGAGAAUACUUUUAUUUAUUUGACCGGUUUUUUAUGUAACUCACAAGAAUGUUCUUUUCACAUGUUUUUUUUUUCUUUUAUUUUAUGAUCGACUGUUGCAGUAAGGACUCAAACGGUUUGCAUACUUGUGUAAUGUAUUUCCCUUUCUGGAGCAUUGAAGAUUCAUCUCCGUGUGUUAGCUGGUCCUCUCCAACCUUUGUUCACAUCGUUUGCGUGGUCCAUUAGCCAUGUGUUUGUAUUAUGGAUGUCAAUUAUAAUUUAUUAUUUAAAUAUAAUUACAAUCAUUUCCAUGAUUAUCGAAACGAUCAAUAAUGUAUGGUACACUGCGACUCCGUUGGACGCUAUUGUAACGGCUGCAUCAAGUAACGGCUAAGGGCUAUUUACUAGUUCACUUUGCUAUGUAGUGGAAAAUAGUUCUAGUUGCUCCAGUAAACAUGGCUCAUUUUGAACGACAUGAUGAACAAAUAUAUUGAUUUGGGGAUAGUGCGCAUUCGUGCGUCUCAUUGCAUUCAAAUGUAAAAUUUAGCUAAACCACAGACACGUUUUUUACGCUCGCAUUGCAUUUUCCAUUGAUGGUAAUGCAUAAGUUAAACAAUUGCUUCUGAUUGUGUUUGUAGAAAUAGCAGACAAUGCAAAACCGUAAAUUUCAUCUCAAAAUCUAUUUUCUUAACAUUUACAAGAUACAAUUAUCGAAUCCUAUUGUAAGGUUUUGAAACAACAUCACUACAUACAUUAACAAUGGUUAAUUACAAAAGUUUUUUUUUAAAUAAACAUUUUAUAAACAAAAAUAAAACAAACAAAUCAUCCCAUCUUUUUCUUGCUAUUGUACAAAAAAUGCAAAUCUUUCAUAAACAGCACUGCGCUGUUAAUAGUGGCAGUAAAAUCAAAAUCCCACGAUACAGGUUUUAAAAACAGCACAAGAGCACUCACCAAAAUGAUACCGUCAUCCAUCCAUCCAUUCAUCCAUCCACCUCCAAAAGCCAUUUGCCCAUUUUACCCAUUAGCUAACCGCCAACACAUGUUAAUAUUUUCCACGAGUAAUUGAAUCAAAAUAUCGCCAAGAUAAACAACCCGAUUCAGGGAUCGAUGCGAGCAUAUGCAGAAUUGACAGAUACCGCGAAAUUAAACGGAAUGCCCACUACCCUUCAUCUUUUCCGAUAGCACCAAUGAAAGAGAGCCCGCUUUCGCCAGGCCAGCUAGCGCCAGGUUUGUCAAAUCCAAAAAGUGAAUCACACGUACACUAACAUGUACGUAACUCUAACCAAGUCAAGCGAAAACAGCCAAAUCACAGCCUAUAGUCACACAACAGUUGAAGGCACCUACCGAUCAAUAGAAGUAUUACAUUAUCCGAUUUUUCAACCACUUUGACACUACUGAAACAUGAAUUGUUAGUACUGUUCGCAACGUACACUCCAACGGCUGGGUGCAUGCAUGUGGUGCAAACAUCAUAUCGAUUAGCGCACGCCUCAAGCCCGCUCUCAACUGACCAUACAUUUCCACUAAUCCGUUCCCACUGAAUGACAAACAGGGAUAGGAGAUCAAAACCUGCGAAACGACGUAACUAACAUUUAUUUUACAACAACGGUUUACAUCCACCCAAACCAUCCGGUUCGCGGAUGAUCCUCCGCACAUCGCGGAAGUGGAAGAAGGCACACAACAAACGGCGGACAUCCCAAUCGAAAUUGGAUCGUUUUGGAUUGUUCAACCAUUUUGCACCGGUUUCCUUCGUUUCCUCACACCGCACUCCGGCCAGUUUUACUUCCAUAAUCGUGUCCACCGCCGGCACCAUUCUUUAGCCGAUGAUCUUGCCCAUAGAGCAAUCGGCUAGGGCGUUCUGUGUGAUUAAACGCAUCCGAGCUUUGUGUGUUACUAUAGCUGUGCACAAUUCGUCCGCAAUGGACAGAUGAAUAAUUAAAUCAUUUUCGUUGGAAUUCCGAUGGGACAGUGAAAUUUACGCGACUCAAUAACAUGGUUUUUGGUUACGUAUUCUGUUAGAAAUAAACAAAAAUAUUGGGACCAUCGCGUAUCAACCUAUCAGAGACAAGGGGGGCCGCCUUCUUUUACGAUUUGAUUAGUCCUAUAUUGUUUGAAAAAUUAGCUCAUUUUGUUAGUUAUAUUUGUUCUUAUUUACACAUGAAAUCGCAUAUUGGAACAAUUUAUAAUCUCCCACAUAAAUAAGCGGUAGUUCAAUUGUUCCGUUUCGGUUAACAAUUAAACAUAAAUUAAGUGUGCCAUGAGCCAAAACGUAACGAGCUCUACUUUUCAAUACAUGUUCCUGAAGAAAGCCCGGUCCGUUUUGCUCCUAACAUCAUAUUUUGAUACAAUAAAAAAGGACGUCAAGAAUACCUAGUUAAAAAAUCUUAUACGAUGAAAUUAUCAAGCGGAAAAAUACACACACUCCAUGCCCACCAACCAAUUACCAAGCGUUAAAAAAAGUGCACAAAAACCGACAAACAGACACGGCGGAUAGCAUAGAGGAGGCCGGUGUAUAAACUAACCGAGUACCGGAGCUACGAGCCGCAAGGAAAAAUUCUUCAUAUAAAAUCCACAAAUUAGUAUAAUUGCAUUAAUUUUUAAUAUAUUCACAAAUACCAAUAUGAACAAAGAAGAGAUGAGGGCGAAAGGACAUUGGUAUAAAAAAUAGGAUUGUCCUUUGCCGUUACUCUUGAUCGCAGACCAUCUCCACUUGCGUCUCUUGCCUAUCCGCGUGCGCCUAUAUAUCUAUAGUUCGGUCUGUGUCCUCCUCCCCUCCCUGGUUCUGUUCCCUUCCCUGCUGCUUUCAUUCUUUAUAUCUAUCGCACCAUUAAUCUCUCCAUCACUGUCCUUCUUUCGCUUCCUACUCAGACCCUACAAACUUUCAAAGAUAUUUCACCCUUUUUACCAACAUCGUGCACAAUUUUUCGCUUCUACCCUUCCGCCUUCUACUCUCUUUGGUGAUGAGUGGCCAUCGCUUUUUUUUUCAAUUCACCAAAGGGAAUUGAUAAUAAAAAGUGGUUUAAAUCAACGAAACUAACAAACGUAUGAUGAACAAUUACUAUACAGAACCUACAUCUUCAUCGCACACUUCUUUACAUACAGGAAUGUACCAACGGAAUACAUGCACGAAAAAAAAAAUGUAUAUACAGAGAUUAAAAAAUGUGUUCAAUGUCUCGUUCAAUUUAGUCGUUAGUCAAUAGAAAAGAAGAUAUAUCUCUAUGAACGUCAUUCGUAUGUUCGAUUUUAGAUUAUACGCUCGUUCUCUCUUGGGACAUGGACAGAAUUUAAGAAACAAGAAAACCAAAUAUAUGUAUGCGCUACAUAAAUCAUCUAUUGAGCACGUGUAUUCAAAAACAAAAUAGAACGUUUUGCAUUUGAACGAUUUUUCAACAACAACAAAAAAUCAUUCAUGCGACUAACCGAUGUUGAGAAUAAGUUCAUUUUUGUGUACGUGUUCACAUUAGUUUCUAUACAAUUGAGAAUGAAAAAAUAUCUGAUUUAUCUGAUAAAUUCAUUUCAAUUUCAUUACACGGAAACACACGCUAAGCGAAACAACCGAUCAACAAGUUUAUUUUUCUGUCGCUACUCUCGCUUCCAAAUAAUCCAUUUUUCCAUUUCCAAUAGUAUACCUUACUAAAUAAAACAUUUGAGAAGCACAUUGUGACAAAAUUCUUCUCUCAUUUCUGUAGUUUCAUUCUUUUCAAAGAGAAUACGCAGCACAAAAAAAACUCAUAAAGGCACAUAAAAUUACACUCUGCCCGCGCAAACGAAACCACCUUCAAAUAUUUGCUGUCAUUUUGGAAGAUUUCAACCGUACUCGGUCGAAAGUUACCACACUGCCGAUAAGUUAAUACUGGUGAUACCGUCCGUCGUCGUCGUCGUUUUCAGCACUGUGUCCUCUCUAUCGCUUCUUCCCCUCUAUGCAUAACACUCUUUACACGAGCGGAAAGGAACGGAAGGCCAAUUUUGCAUACGCUUCGUUUUCUUAUUUGCAAACCAUUAACAAAAAAUACCAUUUUAAAAACGGCGAAACAACGGUACAAGGGUGCAAUGGAACAAAAUACGCGAACAAAUUGCCUUUAGCACAACAAACGUUGAGUUUGUUAUAAAUCCGCCUCAAUUCGUGAAUAGGAAGCAGUAGCUGUGGUGGUUUUGAUACUACACGGACAGAUAACGUAGGAGGAGUAGGCGAGUUGGCACAUUAUAAUCAUAUAUGAAGCAAAUCAUAUUUAUUAUGGAGGUUUUACAAUUCAUACUCCAAAGCUUAUGACGACAGGAUUUUAACCUAUCUUAACAUUAAAAAAUUACUGACGCUUUUGUUUUCAACGAUCGUGUAAGUGGCACUAUUGCAAGGUUGACAUUUAACAAGCUAUUUUUUUUAUUUAGAAUUGUAAUUCAUUGUUUAACAUAUAUUUAGCUCCUACAGUAUUUAUGGUUACAUUCUUAAACUACAACAUUUCAUACAGCAUUUUUUCGAAAUUAGUAUGGUUAGAUGACUGUAUAUCAAGCCGUGAAGAACACGGAUAUUGUUUUACAACGAAAAUGUUCAUCAAUACGAAAUAUCGUAGAAUAGGUACAUCACUGGAUCGUGUUACAUAUCAAAUAUCUUGAAUAAUAAUUAAUUUUUAGAAGCAAUAUUUAGAAGCAAACAUUUUUCAUGCAAAGAACAUUUGCCUGCUGUUUGUGUUUUGUGAAAGAUCUAUUGACUUAUCUAUACUAAGCAACAAUUCAAACCUUUACAUACUUGCCACGUAAAUCAAAUAAGCGUAUGUAUUCAAAAGUACUUUGAAAGGUACCACCAAUUUAGCAAACCGCAACGGUGGGAAUGCUGGAAAAAAUAAAUCUGAGGUUUCAUUUAUUUCCCAGCGGUACACAGCGGUUCUACUAAAGCUCACGACACGACGAAGUGCGAUACAAACAGAAACGUUAAAAAAAAGAAACGAAUACCCACCAGAACAGCAAAAAUCAUACAUUUUCUCCCUUAGGCUAGGACUCGUUUUUUACCCUUACCACCGCUAUCAUCGUUUCCCCCUGCCGGAAAACACGAUUGUUCCGGCAUUUAUCCUACCUUCCACGAAUCUAAGUUCGCAUUUUUCGAGGCACCGUCAAACGUUUUGGUCGCUGGUUGUGGUGGCGAAUGCGGUUUCCCGCGUUCUCUCUGACAGUUAUAUCAUAUCGGCGAACGAGUCAGCGAAAAAAUCAUAGAUGAAAUUGUUAAACAAAUACUCUCAACUUGAUUCGAUUUUUUUACUGCACCCCGAAGCCGUACCGCGUUCAGUCCCCUGCAGAGUUCUCUUUAGAUUUGUCUGCACAAAUGGCAUCUCAGAUACGCCCGCGAUCGCUGCGAACCAAGCGCGGAAGGUCCGUUUUCUUUGCCAUUUACUUAAAAAAGCACUGUUUGAAAUCUCUCCACAGCGUCCAGUUUAGGAUACGUUCUUCCGAUAUGCUUUUGUUUAUCAUUUCUAUCAUUGCCAACUGUAUAUUAUAUUUACACAAUUUCAUUUCGUUGUCGUUUUUAGUGCGUUUUGUGCUUUUUAAUAACCUAAAGCAAUCAAAUUUAACAAUGAUUUCUUCUAAAUGGAAUUCAUAAACUAAAAGUGAAACAAAUAGAGCAUUAGGAAAGACAACCAGCUCUAUUUCAAAUACAAUUAAAAAACAGUGUGAAUAUGACACAUUCAAUUAUUGAAGGAGUAAACAUUGCUACUGAUGAUCCUUUUCGUGCUAUUAUUAUCAAUAUUCUCGUCUCAUCUCGCGUUAACAUCCAUCAUUUGAUAUUCAACGUCCAACACACAUUCCACUCAAGUGCGGUCUCUCUUCAAUUUUCCUCUCAAGCAUUCUCUAAUGCUAACAUUCUCUCUAUUUCUUUCUCUAUCUCACAUCUGUUUGCAGCAUUAGCUUUUCAUUUAGUUCGUUCCCGUUUUCUCUUACUGUGUUAAUCUCUCGUAUGCGUUUUCCACGAUCAUCUCCUGCUGCACAUAGCCUGUGAGAGUGGAACCAUGUUCCUAUGUACUCCUGUGUCGCUUAUAAUUAAAUAUGCGGAGCAUCCGAAAGUGACUAAGGAAGCGUUCGUUCGAAUUCAAUUCAUUGCCAACCGCCAUCGAGGUAAGGUCGGAAAGUUCGAAACUCGCGGUCGUAAAAACUAGGUCGUGUAAAUGUACGAAUAAAAAAUCGUUGUUCACUGUUCAUAGGUGAAACAUGUUUACAAACCAAUAUCAUUACUUAAAACCUAACCAAUUGAGUGCUCCGAUUUAGUGGUUUGUGAAUAUGAAAAUCGUUAUACUCAUUCGUAUGUGAAAUAGAACCGGAAGUAAUCACCAUCAAGUACACAUGUUUGGCACCUGGGUCAAUCCGAAUGCACCGGAUGUGAUUCUGGAGGUAGGACCACAUCCGUGCAGCACACGCUAUGCAGCCCAUACAGCACUGCUAGCCACACACAGUGGAUAUCUACGAGCAGCCCUUCGUACACUAGAUCAACAACACACCAACGCAACGGGCCCGUUGCGGAGAGUAGUUUCGCAUCAUGCGGGAAUUAGUACAACAUCGGAAAUAUGUUCCCUUCCUGCCAGUACAAGCACUGCAUCGUUGCUGUAUCUACCGAAUGUGACACCAGAGCAAUUCACUCCUUUACUAUCCUACAUGUAUACAGGCUAUUUGGAUCUUACGAUGGAUAACAUUUUUGGAGUGCUGCUAGCGACCCAUUUACUUCAUAUGCCACGAGCUCUGGAGCUUUGCCGAACGUAUCUGUCGUCUUCUGCUAACACUACCAACACUGCUAGUUGCACUUCAAUUUCUGGAGAUCACUUACAGCGCAGUUAUUUUCCACCAAAAACCGAUACAUCGCUGGCUACUGCCUUUUCAGUAACCAACAGCACAACAAGACUUGUACGUCCGAUCGCUAGUAAAGCAAUGGCCACGGUAGGGUUAAAUUUUAUAGCACCUCCUACUGCUUCUCAGAUUAAUCUUCUUCCCAGUGCACCAUUCCGUAGUCUUGGUGCUACGCCUCAAGACAUAUCAUGUGAACAUCCACAAGAAGAAUCACUGCACGAACCUCACUCUCCUUCACAAAGCCCCAUUAGUGUAACGCGAUAUGAAGAGGAAGAAAGCAUACCACCUUUAACACCGCAAAGCUCACCCCGUUUGGAAAGCGAUGCCAAGGAUAAUGCUGUUGAUCAGAAUUGCGAAGAAAAUAACGCGAAUCCUGCCGAUUCUAAGCGCAUACAAGGUAGUAUUUCGGAUCUGACCUCUGCGACCGACGACGAGAAUCGUACGAAAAAUCAGCCAAUAGCUUUCGCCAAGCGGCAGAAAAUUCAGCAGCAAGACGUAAAUAAUGAUGGUACAAACGGAGUGAUCAUUGAUAUUGCUAGCUGUGAUGGACCUGUCCGUUUUCGACGAGUGUUGAACGUAAUGUACGGGUGUAACAAAAAUAACCGGACACCAGACUGUACUGAAACAUCCAAAGAGGAUGCAUUCAAUUUCGCAGAUGCAGGAAGCAAUGUAAAGAAAAGAAUUUCCCGAUCAUUGCGUUACGCAUCGUCAUUCCACCAACAGAUGGCGCGCAACAUCAGCAACACUGGAAAGCUCGCAUACGAAAGCUCGUCCUCAUCAUCAAACAGUAGUUGCCAAAAAUAUCAACACCAACAAACCCAGAUGCAACCAGUUGUUGCUUCGCAAUUUUUACUGUCACAGGAUGAGGAACAGAAGGACGAAAACAGCCAAGAAGAUAUCGCGCCUUGUAACGCGGAGUCUACUACCGAUGCUGAAGGAAAUUCCAACUACACUUGUGUAUAUUGCAAACAUACAUUUAAAUCCCACUACUGCUACCAAAAGCAUGCUAAAAGACAUUUAAUACCUCUUUGCUUAGACAACAAACCAACAGCAACAUACAGUGCGCCCACCGUUAAAAGUGUUUCUCACGCAGCUAGCCAUCCACGAGCGUACGAUGCACGUCGCCGAUCUCAGCAAGGUUCCACCAACAACAAUGGUAGUAGUAAUAUAAUCAAGAGAGAAGUGAAACCCCUCGAUAUGAACGUGCAGUAUUAUCCGUGUAAAACGUGCGGUAGCAAGUUUCCUAGUUACUACUUUGUGCACAAGCAUCGAAAACUUUGUCAUACUGAGGACGAAGACGAUACGACAAACCUCAGUACAAGUACGGCUUCCAAUAGCACGUCUGUGGUCAUUUCCAAGGAGAGUAACCACGAGACAAAAGCUUUUCAAGCGGAACAUAGCGCUGAUGCCGAAAAGCGGUCAGAUUUUCUAGCGAAUAUAGACCAUACCCCACCACUACGUGUAGAACAGCAUUAAUAAUUAUAACGAGCUUUUAGAUGCUAUUAGAACCAUAACAACUACAAGCACCAACUCUUCAUUGAUCAAUAACCACUUUAAUAUCACAACCUUAGAAAGAAAGAAAAAUAUCUAAAUACAGCAAACUGAACCUCAUCUCGGUAAAAGUGCUACAUAAUUUGGGGUAAUGUUUCAAUAGUUGUCCUCGGUGAUAUAAGUGAAUACAGUCGUCCUUCAGAAAAUUGUGUAUGGAUUCUUAAGUAUUAAGUGUGUACGUAAUAUCACAAUUAAAAUUACAUUCAGAUAAGAUAGCCCAUAAACAUAAUAAAUAGCAUGAAAAGCAAUACAAGACAUUCAACAUCUAGCGUUUUUGGCAAAUCGCUUAUACAUAUACAAAAAUU